AUGGGAUUCGAGGAGCUGCUACACAAGGUGGGAGGCUUUGGGCCCUUCCAGCUGCGGAACGUGGCACUGCUGGCCCUGCCCCGUGUGCUGCUGCCCAUGCACUUCCUCCUGCCCAUCUUCCUGGCUGCUGUGCCAGCCCACCGCUGUGCCCUGCCUGGAGUCCCUGCCAACUUCAGUCACCAGGACGAGUGGCUGGAGGCCCACCUGCCCCGGGAACCUGACGGCAGGCUCAGCUCCUGCCUCCUCUUCACCCAUCUCCAGGCCCUCCCCAACACCACGCUGUGGGGAGGGGGGCAGAGCCCUGGGGAGCAGCUGGAGGGUGAGCCCUCCACAGUGCCCUGCCCUCAGGGCUGGGAGUACGACCACUCGGAAUUCUCCUCCACCAUUGCAACUGAGGCCCCUCCCUGCCUGUCCCUGCAGUGGGACCUGGUGUGUGAGCAGAAAGGCCUGAACAGAGCCACUUCCACCUUCUUCUUCGCCGGUGUGCUGGUGGGGGCCGUGGCCUUCGGAUACCUGUCUGACAGGUUUGGGCGGCGCCGUCUGCUGCUCGUGGCCUAUGUGAGUUCCCUGGUGCUGGGCCUGGCAUCUGCAGCCUCAGUCAGCUAUACCAUGUUUGCCAUCACUCGCACCCUCACUGGCACGGCUCUGGCUGGCUUCACCAUCAUCGUGAUGCCACUGGAGCUGGAGUGGCUGGACGUGGGACACCGUACUGUGGCAGGUGUCCUAAGCAGCACCUUCUGGACAGGGGGUGUGAUGCUGUUGGCACUGGUCGGCUACCUGAUACGGGACUGGCGAUGGCUUCUGCUGGCUGUCACCCUGCCUUGUGCCCCAGGCAUCCUCAGCAUCUGGUGGGUGCCUGAGUCUGCACGCUGGCUUCUGACCCAGGGCCGUGUGGAAGAGGCUCACAGGUACCUGCUCCGCUGUGCCAGGCUCAAUGGGCGGCCUCUGGGUGAGGAUGGCCUGAGCCAGGAGGCUCUGAGCAAAGUGGCUGCUGCGGAGCGGGUGGUCCGAACACCCUCAUACCUAGACCUGUUCCGGACACCAAGGCUGCGACACAUCUCAUUGUGCUGCAUGGUGGUGUGGUUUGGAGUGAACUUUUCCUAUUACGGCGUGAGCCUGGAUGUGUCGGGACUGGGGCUGAACGUGUACCAGACGCAGCUGCUCUUCGGGGCCGUGGAGCUGCCCUCCAAGCUGCUGGUCUACCUGUCGGUGCGCCACGCCGGACGCCGCCUCACGCUGGCAGGAACGCUGCUCGGCGCCGCCCUCGCCUUGGGCUUCAGGCUGUUGGUGUCCUCCGAGGUGAAGUCCUGGAGCACCGCCCUGGCGGUGAUGGGGAAAGGUUUUUCUGAAGCUGCCUUCACUACUGCCUACCUUUUCACGUCGGAGUUGUACCCUACCGUGCUCAGACAGACAGGGAUGGGGCUGACUGCACUGGUGGGCCGACUGGGGGGCUCUUUGGCCCCACUGGCAGCCUUGCUGGAUGGAGUGUGGCUGUCACUGCCCAAGCUCGCUUAUGGGGGGAUCGCCCUGCUGGCUGCCUGCACUGCCCUCCUGCUACCAGAGACAAAGCAGGCACAACUACCAGAGACCAUCCAAGACGUGGAGAGGAAGAGUGCCCCAUCCAACCCUCAGGAGGAAGAGAUGCCCAUGAAGCAGGUCCAGGACUGA
Molecule: messenger RNA, 1668 nt
Organism: Mesoplodon densirostris (Blainville's beaked whale)
Lineage: Eukaryota; Metazoa; Chordata; Mammalia; Artiodactyla; Ziphiidae
Gene: SLC22A7
Product: solute carrier family 22 member 7
Exons: 10
Coding region: 1-1668 (555 amino acids)
Biological process (GO): transmembrane transport
Cellular component (GO): membrane
Molecular function (GO): transmembrane transporter activity
Source: RefSeq, a predicted model, not a curated record